Molecule: messenger RNA, 1359 nt
Organism: Rhagoletis zephyria (snowberry fruit fly)
Lineage: Eukaryota; Metazoa; Arthropoda; Insecta; Diptera; Tephritidae
Source: RefSeq, a predicted model, not a curated record
AUGAACGAGGUUCACAGCGCAAGUGAGGCAGGAAUCACUCGCGUUCGCUUUGGUGUGAAGCGGUACGUCAAUCUGUUCCGCUGGGAAACGGUGGAGCCGCUCAUCACCAGUCUGGAGAAUAUCAGCAAGUCCGAUCAGUAUGACUACUUUCUACCAUGGCUCGGCACCGGAUUGCUCACCAGCACCGGUGGACAGUGGAAGCGACAUCGCCGCCUUCUGACGCCUGCAUUUCAUUUCAAGAUUCUCGACUCUUUUAUGCCAAUAAUGAAUGAGAACACGGCAAAACUGGUGAACAUCAUUGGGCAGCACAAGGGCGAGGCAGUGGACAUACGAGAGCUUAUUGGCAGCUGUACUCUGGACAUUAUUUGUGAAACUGCAAUGGGCGUCUCCAUUGGCGCACAAUCGGGCAACGUGGAGUACUCUGGGCCACUGGAAAUUGUUCAGAAUCUGAUCAUGACACGGACCCUCAAUCCGCUCCAUCAAAGUGACUUGGUCUACGCGUUCACUCCACAGGGCAGAAAGUACAAGGCCAAUUUGAAAAUUAUUCAUCGAUUCAUCGACCAGGUAAUUGCCAAUCGACGUGACGAGAUGGAGAGCCUUAUUAGAGAGAAGAAAGUCAACGUCCAUCAGCUGGCAAGUGAUGACUUGGGGGUGAUUACCGAAAAGAAGCGAUACGCCUUCCUCGAUUCACUCCUGGUGACGCACUUUCAAAAUAAAGCCAACUUUACGGAGAAGAACAUCAAAGAUGAGGUGAACACGUUCAUGUUUGAAGGUCAUGACACUACUGCGACAUCUUUAAUUUUCACCCUUUUACUGGUGGCCGGAGAUGAACGAGUUCAGGAUAAAAUAAACGAGGAGCUCAGUGCUGUUUUUGGCAAUGAUCACAGCCGACAUGUGACCAUCGACGACUGUCGUCAGCUUCGAUAUCUUGAUCUGGUGAUAAGAGAAUCAUUGCGUCUCUAUCCGAGUGUCCCCUUCAUCGGUCGUGAAACAACUCAGGACUUUAUGAUCAAAAAUUACCGAAUUCCGGCGGGUUGCACCUGUCUGAUAUACAUCUAUCUGAUGAAUAGGGACAAAAGAGUUUUUGAAAAGCCUGAAAAGUUUAUACCUGAGCGGUUUCUUCCAGGUGACUCCCCGGUGAACAAGCUACCCUACUCAUAUUUGCCAUUCUCAGCUGGAUCUCGCUCGUGCAUUGGACAGCGAUUUGCUAUGCUCGAAAUGAAGACCGUUUUGGCGACUGUUCUACGCCAGUACAGGCUCACUGCAGUGACCAAACGUGAUCAGGUGGACGUAGAGUUUGUAGUACUGCUCAAAACUCAUUCACCUGUUUGCAUUAGUUUUGAGAAACGCCAUCAAUAG